Messenger RNA from Ambispora gerdemannii, 1371 nucleotides. The record is from the annotation of a GenBank genome assembly. Lineage: Eukaryota; Fungi; Glomeromycota; Glomeromycetes; Archaeosporales; Ambisporaceae.
AUGCCGUCUCAACAAUUACCAAACACGAUCGAAGAUCUGCUUAACUCGUUUUCUCACACUGAUGCAACUUCAGACCAAGUUACAAAACAGUUACUUCCCAUUCUUCGACAACUACCAAGUACUUUUUUCACGCAAUGGAUUGGCGAUCAUAGAGACCCUCUAGAUUCAUUGAAUGUUACUCGUAAUAGCUUGGUUUAUGCAUAUAUUCUGGACGCGAGAUGUCGUGUUGAUAGACCUGAAGUCCCUCGCUUGUUGAGCCGCAUCUUUGAAUUUCUGGACAAAUUUGACCAACAACAAAUGCAGCAUGCACCUGAAAAGUUACUAGCAAUUGCGCAAGAUCUUAGCAAGUUGGCUACCCAGUUCGGAAAUAAUAUAAUCACUUUCAAACCAUUAGCAAAUACGAUCAUAAAAUUUGCUCCUUCUCGAAACCACCUGACUAAUUUACAUCAAUUCUUUUUAAAAGAAUGCCUCUUAUCGAAAUUUUAUACUCAAGCAUUGCCAAUACUGGAACAGGAUAUAACAGAAAUUGAACAUCAAUUGAUGGGUAUCAAUUAUCUGGAUCAUCUUUUAUAUCAUUAUUAUGGUGGAAUGGUGUAUAUUGGUUUGAAAAAUUAUGAUCGCGCUUUAUAUUUCUUUCGACUGGUUAUAUCAGCACCUGCUGUUGUGACGAGUGCCGUUCAGCUAGAAGCUUAUAAAAAAUAUGUGUUAGUCUCUUUGUAUUUGUAUGGAAAGAUUAUACCUUUACCAAAAUACACUUCUGGGGUAGUAAUACGCGCAGUGAAGAAUUAUUGUCAGCCUUACCAAGAUUUCGCGGCUGCCUUUGAAAGUUUAAACGUGAAACGUGUACGUAAUGAAUUACAGAAAUGUACUGAUAUUUUCAAAAAGGAUAAGAAUCUUGGACUUGCCAGACAAUCCCUGGAAGCAAUCUUUCGCCAAAAAAUUCAACAACUCACUCAGACUUACUUGACAUUAUCAUUGGCGGAUAUUGCAGAUGCUGUCGGAUUGGAAGGACCAAAUGCAUCUUCAAUUGCUGAAGACUACAUUUUACGGAUGAUUGAAACUCGUGAAAUAUUUGCCACAAUUAGCCAUUCACAUCAAAAUGGCAUGGUUUCUUUCCAAGAUAACCCUGACCGUUAUAACACUUCUCUCACAAUCACUAAAAUCGAGGAACAUAUUGCACAAGCAGCUUCUGUAAAUCAACGUGUGAUAAAGACUGAUCAUUUGGUUGCUUGCAGUAAGGAAUACCUAUCAAAGCAACAUUUGGCCCUAAGUGGUGGUAUGCCGGGCGGAUUGGGUUUAGCUGAUGAGGCCGACUUCUUAGGCUCGGGUAAUUACGAACCAUUCAUCGACGAAGGUCGAUUUUUCGGAUAA